UUGUCGCGUCGAAAUGGUCCUCGCGUCACCCUAAAGGGCGCGCGCUCCACAGACAGGUGCGCGUGCCGCCCGCGGUGCACAGCGUGGCCCUCCGUCUGCCCGUCGGAGAAGUGACGUGUGCCUGCGGCUUGUCUGGUGACGUGUCUCUCCGGCUCCCUCUUUCCUCUCGCAGCGGCUGAUGGAGCCACACUGACUCCUCUGUGCACUCGAACUGUUAACAGCCACACAGCAGGAGUCGCUCCGAGGACACCAUGGGGAUAAAAUUUUUGGAAGUCAUCAAGCCUUUCUGCGCAGUCCUGCCAGAGAUUCAGAAACCAGAAAGAAAGAUUCAGUUCAGGGAAAAAGUACUAUGGACCGCCAUCACGUUAUUCAUCUUCCUGGUGUGCUGCCAGAUCCCACUCUUUGGCAUCAUGUCAUCAGAUUCAGCCGACCCUUUCUACUGGAUGAGAGUCAUCCUGGCCUCCAACAGAGGUACCCUGAUGGAGCUCGGGAUCUCGCCAAUCGUCACCUCAGGCCUGAUCAUGCAGCUGCUGGCUGGCGCCAAGAUCAUCGAAGUCGGUGACACUCCUAAAGACAGAGCUCUGUUCAACGGAGCUCAGAAACUGUUUGGAAUGAUCAUCACCAUUGGACAGGCCAUCGUAUACGUCAUGACCGGCAUGUAUGGAGACCCUUCAGAGAUGGGUGCUGGCAUAUGCCUGCUGAUCAUCAUUCAGCUCUUUGUUGCAGGUCUGAUAGUGCUGCUCCUGGAUGAGCUUCUCCAGAAGGGCUAUGGUCUAGGAUCUGGUAUCUCUCUCUUCAUUGCGACCAAUAUCUGUGAAACCAUUGUCUGGAAGGCCUUCAGCCCUACUACUGUCAACACCGGCAGAGGCACUGAGUUUGAGGGAGCCAUCAUCGCUCUGUUCCAUCUGCUGGCCACCCGCUCAGACAAAGUGCGCGCCCUAAGGGAAGCUUUCUACAGACAAAACCUGCCUAACCUCAUGAACCUCAUCGCCACCGUCUUCGUGUUUGCUGUGGUGAUAUACUUCCAGGGCUUCAGAGUGGACCUGCCUAUCAAGUCGGCUCGCUACCGCGGCCAAUACAACACCUACCCCAUCAAACUCUUCUACACCUCCAACAUCCCCAUCAUCCUGCAGUCUGCCUUAGUGUCCAAUCUGUACGUGAUUUCCCAGAUGCUGUCGACGCGUUUCAGCGGCAACUUCCUGGUCAAUCUCCUCGGAACCUGGUCUGACACUUCAACUGGGGGACCAGCUCGGGCCUACCCGGUGGGCGGUCUCUGCUACUACCUUUCUCCUCCGGAGUCGUUUGGUUCUGUCCUGGAUGACCCAGUGCACGCCGUCAUCUACAUCGUCUUCAUGCUGGGCUCUUGUGCCUUCUUCUCAAAGACCUGGAUCGAGGUGUCGGGAUCUUCAGCCAAAGACGUGGCAAAGCAGCUGAAGGAGCAGCAGAUGGUGAUGAGGGGACACAGGGAGACCUCCAUGGUCCAUGAACUUAACAGGUAUAUCCCCACAGCUGCUGCAUUUGGAGGGCUCUGUAUAGGAGGGCUGUCUGUCAUGGCCGACUUCCUGGGAGCCAUCGGAUCUGGGACAGGAAUCCUCCUGGCCGUCACCAUUAUCUACCAGUACUUUGAGAUCUUUGUGAAAGAGCAGAGCGAAGUGGGCAGUAUGGGAGCGCUGCUUUUCUAAUAUCAAAUAUGCCAAUCUCCUGACACCCACGAGAUACAAAGAAUCCACCAAUUCUUUUUUUUUUUAUUUUGCAAAUUUUUUUGUUGCGACCUCCUCCUAUCAGUGUAUUUCACAGCAGGGAUAAGUCUGUAUUUUUUUUUUUUUUUUUUAACUCCACCAUUUUUGCUUUCCACCAUACAGCUCCAGCUUAAGAAAAGUGUUUUGGUUACUUUCAGGGUUAAGCAUAGUAUUGGUUAUCAUCAAUCUUUUUUUUUUUUUUUCUGUCGAGGUCUCUGCAGGCUGCCUGAAUCACCCUCUGGCUGCCUUACCGGCCUAAAAACGCUUAAAAGCACACUGUUGUGAGUGGCUGUCUUUGACUUACCUCAGGCAUUUUUCAUUGUAGGCGUUAUAAGGAACACUAAGACAGCAACAGCAUGUGAAUCCUGAUCUCAAGCUGAAAGCCUUGUGUGUGUGGACAUUUUUUUGGGGGGGGGGAGGGGAGCCGCUAGAAAGCCAUGCCAUGUAAACCACCCGUCAACCAUGUCUGAGGUUCCAAAAAAGCCCGGAGUCCAGGAUGUGGAAAGCAUACCGAGAAUAUGCUGGUACUCCUCAUAAGUGUCUCCGGUUAUCUCAGACAAACUUAUUUGUAACGUUCAUUUUACUUUUUUUUUUUUUCUUUUUUUUUUUAAAUCACAGACUGUUUAUAUCGGCACCCGUCUUUACGCUGGGUACAGCGUCUGUCCACUGGCCCUGGGCCCUCAGCAGAACUCGUUUGUGUCAUCAUGCUCUUUUAUUCCCAGACUGAUUCGCUGCUGAAAAACUGCCGGGAUGGUCGGGAUGAGGGUGGGUUUGAUAGGGCUAAGAAAGGGGUUCAUUUUUGUUUUUACCUUAUGUAAGACAUAAUUGUGUUAUUAAAAAAACAAAAAAGAAUGUUUUCCAACA
Messenger RNA from Fundulus heteroclitus (mummichog), 2603 nucleotides. RefSeq names its product SEC61 translocon subunit alpha 1. Gene Ontology annotation, biological process: post-translational protein targeting to membrane, translocation; SRP-dependent cotranslational protein targeting to membrane, translocation. Gene Ontology annotation, cellular component: membrane; Sec61 translocon complex. The record is from RefSeq and is a predicted model, not a curated record. Bases 252 to 1682 code for a protein of 476 amino acids. NCBI's taxonomy places the organism in Eukaryota, Metazoa, Chordata, Actinopteri, Cyprinodontiformes, Fundulidae. Gene Ontology annotation, molecular function: ribosome binding; signal sequence receptor activity; transmembrane protein transporter activity. The transcript has 12 exons.